UGUGUGAUGCACAUGGCAAGAGCACCAGUAGCAGUGGUAGAGGACCAGGUCAGCAGCAGCCAAAGAGCCAGGAGAGAUCCCAAGCAAGACCCCUCCACUGUCCUGAGAAAAGGACAUUGUUAUUUGAAUAGAAGCAUGGAGCAAAGCACUGACGAAACUCAGCCAGAUGCUUCACAGAACAAGACCCUUGCUGACAGAACUAGGUCUUCAGAGGAGACCUCCAGAGGUGAAUAUGAGGCUUCACAAGACAAAAACACAGCUUUGGGUGGAACCAAUAUAGAACAAUGGGAGAAAUGUUUGGAAGACACACACAGUGAAAUGACACCUCAAUUUAAAGAUGUACUGAAACGUAUACAGCUUUUGGAAGAACACUGCAGGAAACUGAAUCCUCAAUUUGAAGUUCUACUGAAACGUGUACAGCUUUUGGAAGCACACCGCAGUGAAAUGACUCCUCAAUUUAAACACGUACAGAAACGUGUACUGCUUUUGGAAGAACACUGCAGUGAAAUGACUCCUCAAUUUAAAGGUCUACUGAAAUGUGUACAGCUUUUGGAAGAACACUGCAGUGAAAUGACUCCUCAAUUUAAAGGUCUACUGAAAUGUGUACAGCUUUUGGAAGAACACUGCAGUGAAAUGACUCCUCAAUUUAAAGGUCUACUGAAAUGUGUACAGCUUUUGGAAGAACACUGCAGUGAAAUGACUCCUCAAUUUAAAGGUCUACUGAAAUGUGUACAGCUUUUGGAAGAACACUGCAGUGAAAUGACUCCUCAAUUUAAAGAUGUACUGAAACAUGUACAGCUUUUGGAAGAGCAUGGCAGUGAAAUGACUCCUCAAUUUAAAGAUGUUCUGAAACGUGUACUUCUUGUGGAUGAACACUGCAGUGAAAUGACUCCUCAAUUUAAACAUGUACGGAAUCGUAUACAACUUUUGGAAGAACACUGCAGUGAAAUGACUCCUCAAUUUAAACAUGUACGGAAUCGUAUACAACUUUUGGAAGAACACUGCAGUGAAAUGACUCCUCAAUUUAAAGAUGUACUGAAACAUGUACAGCUUUUGGAAGAGCAUGGCAGUGAAAUGACUCCUCAAUUUAAACAUGUACGGAAUCGUAUACAACUUUUGGAAGAACACUGCAGUGAAAUGACUCCUCAAUUUAAACAUGUAUGGAAACAUGUACUGCUUUUGGAAGAACACUGCAGUGAAAUGACUCCUCAAUUUAAAGAUCUACUGAAAUGUGUACAGCUUUUGGAAAAAUACUGCAGUGAAAUGACUCCUCAAUUUAAAGAUCUACUGAAAUGUGUACAGCUUUUGGAAAAAUACUGCAGUGAGAUGACUCCUGAAUUUAAAGAUGUACUGAAACGUGUACUGCUUUUGAAAGAACACUGCAGGGAGGUUUCCAGAAUGGUCAGUUUGGAAAAGUUCCAUCAGAAGGAAGAAGAGUGUGAAAAACUGAAGGAAGAGAAAAGAGUCUUGGAGCAAAGAUUGGACCAUUUCUUGGCCAAGGCAGUGGAAAGCCAUAAGUUCUCUGAGAACUUGAAUGAUCCCUGUCGAUUAACAGCUGUGCUGAAGAUGUACGACUGGCUCCAGACGCAUGAGUGGGAGAAAGCCAAAUGUGCUGCAAGAGCCUCCGGCUUCUCAAUGACAUAUAAAGAUGGUGGCACCAUAAUUAAG
Messenger RNA from Pelodiscus sinensis (Chinese soft-shelled turtle), 1668 nucleotides. Lineage: Eukaryota; Metazoa; Chordata; Testudines; Trionychidae. The record is from RefSeq and is a predicted model, not a curated record.